UAUACGCAUACUAAGUACGUUAUGUCAGUAUGCAAAAAGAACAGUGAUGAUCCAACUCUAAAGUACUUUUUCGUGAGUUAUGUCUGUACAUAUGGACGUAAACGCAGUUCGUCAGAGUCAGAUGCUCGCGUUCAGGAUGUAGAUGAUGAUAGUAACAAUCAUUCUUCUAAAGAGCAUACAACUUCUAACUCGCCAACACAACCUUGGCAAAGGAGACAACUUCGGUCAUCUAC
Molecule: messenger RNA, 233 nt
Organism: Schistosoma intercalatum
Lineage: Eukaryota; Metazoa; Platyhelminthes; Trematoda; Strigeidida; Schistosomatidae
Source: the annotation of a GenBank genome assembly